This is a messenger RNA of Ruditapes philippinarum (Manila clam), 2336 nucleotides long. RefSeq lists its product as uncharacterized. Lineage: Eukaryota; Metazoa; Mollusca; Bivalvia; Venerida; Veneridae. Bases 389 to 1303 code for a protein of 304 amino acids. Gene Ontology annotation, biological process: synapse organization. Gene Ontology annotation, cellular component: neuron projection membrane. The record is from RefSeq and is a predicted model, not a curated record. The transcript has 7 exons.
GUCUAAUACUUUACCGGAUGUGUUUUAUGUAACAGAUAUUAGCUGAGCUUAUGCAAAGUUCGUAAUAAUAUAAUAAUGUUAUUCAAAAUAUGUAAUUCAAAAACGUAUUUGUGAUAAAAAAACACUUAAAAAUGUGGCUUGUUAUACAUGUUAUAUGAAUGAAGGGUUGAACCAAAUAGAUUUAUAACGAAUACAGCAAUCGAUUAAACUUAAAUCAGGCGCAACAAAUCUUUUUUAUGAAGUUUGAUGUUCGAUGAUUUUUGUGAUAAAAGAAACGUUUCGUCAAUAUGGAUACGAUGAAAUAUUAUUUUAUAGCAACAAAAUUAAAUUUUGAGUGUUGUGUUUUCCUCUCUGUGCUAUAAAAUAUAUUGGAAUAAAACUAGUUAAAAUGUUGGGAUAUUCAUGUUGGUUGUUCUCAUAUUUUCUGAUUGUGACAUUGAAAGCUGAUUCGACGGAGAAGUUUUACCCAUUUCAAACAACCAUUCCAAAGUUUCUACCGGUCCCCACAAAUAUUACCGUCCAUGAAGGAGAAACUGCUCGUCUGAGAUGUAGAGUAACAAAUCUAGGAACUAAAUUGAUGGCGUGGCGUAAGUCCACAGACAUAUCUCCAAUGACAGUAGGAGAUGUAGUAUUCACGCGAAAUAAGAAUAUCGAGUUACGAACAGAGAUGAUUUCAGAUGCCGAUGGGGAAGAAAGCAGAUAUGAUCUGAUCAUGAAAGACAUUAAGCGAUACCAGGCGGGUUUAUACGAGUGUAGUCUCAGUGCAACGGAAAAUUACAUCCAAAAUGUAACAUUACAUGUAUUAGAGCCAGACGACUUCACACUAGAGAUGCAGUUGCAUGGCACGCAAUAUUUGGGAGUCACGGAAACAAUACAUCUGAUAUGUAAUGCUACAGGAUUAUCAACAGCUCCUGAUGGUGUUGAUUGGUUCUUUAAUGGUGAUCUGAUAAGUGAAAGGAACCCUCGCUGGUUUGGACGAUUAUAUAAAAUAAACAAAAAACCUGUACCAGGACGUUCUUUAAUUAGUGAAAUCAUGAUUGAAAAGGCCACACGGGAUGAUACCGGUCAUUAUAUGUGCCGACCUUUAAAGUCGCGGGGUAAUAGAUAUAUUGCAGAUUUGACUGUAAUUAUUAUAAAUGAUAGUAAGAAUUACAACGGCCCUAGAAGAGAAAUUGGAGAAGACACGACAAAAGCGCCACUUCAUUCAAAGGACUGCAGCAGUGGAUCAUCUCGUGUGAACUAUUUAUCUAUUACUUGUAUCACUACGUUGUGUUACUUUAUCACAUAUAUCACGUAUCGAUGAAGUAAUAUUUGGAAUAUUCAUACUGAGGUGUUAAGUACUUCAUUUGAAAUAAAAAGGGAAGCGGUUCAAAACGAGUAACAUAGAUAUUUUCAUUUCCCAAAAUCAGGAUGUAAAUGCAGUUGCAUCCUUCAGUGCUGUAUGUCCGCCGAUAUAUUCUCAAAAAUGUAUUUAAGCCGGCGGAAAAGAGUACAACAGAAAAUAGCGAUGUAUGAAUUCUAACUGCAGAAAAAACAAGGGAAUGUCAUUUUAACAUAGAUAUGAAUGUACGGAUGCUGUCGCAGCUACAAGUGCAAUGUCUUAAACUUUUGAAAUAUACAUUCACACGAGAAAGAUUAUUCUUGCAAGCGAAAACAGUUGGUCUGCAUCACAUUUACUAAUUAUUACAAAUGCUGUGACACAGUGUCCUUUGGUUCGAAUGCAAGAAACUACUGGGAUAUCUACAUGCAUUUACCGAAAAAAAACAUUUUUGGAAGCAAAAGCAACUCAUAAGAAGAAAUGGUAUAAUCAAAUUUCUACUGAUAUAUAUGUCUGAUAUAUAUGUAUAUCAAUUACUUCUAAUACGACGCCUAUACUUAUAAAUCGUGUAAAUAGUGUAAAUAAUAAUUAUUUAAACAUGUGUGUAUUACCCGUAACAAUCACUUUCUAAUAAUUUAUAUUAUUGUAUAAUUAUAUUAAUUACUGCCAUGAGUAUUAUGUAUUAUGGUAUUUGCUUGCUUGUUCAGCUAUCAGUAAUUAAGAUAAGUUUCUACAUAAUACCCGUCAUAAAAAAUUCAAAUUGAAUCUAAUUUGUCAAGCGAAAAUAAUUCUGUCAUGCAUAACAUCUUACUAUUCAUGCACUUACUUAUAUGGUUUAUGAUAUUAUAUAACGAAUGAUUGUUUAACCGUGAAGAAAGGAAAACAGUGGUUAAAUAGCGAUCCAAGGAUAAAAUUGUAGUUUUUGUUUUGGUGUUCAAAUUGAUAUUAUUUUAGAUCAAAAUCUGAAAGAUAUGUUUCAUCAUUGAAAAUUGUUUGCUUCGCUUGCAAUUUCUAAUUU